Molecule: messenger RNA, 1130 nt
Organism: Hyla sarda
Lineage: Eukaryota; Metazoa; Chordata; Amphibia; Anura; Hylidae
Gene: NAA40
Product: N-alpha-acetyltransferase 40, NatD catalytic subunit
Exons: 8
Coding region: 200-910 (236 amino acids)
Cellular component (GO): nucleus
Molecular function (GO): histone H2A acetyltransferase activity; histone H4 acetyltransferase activity; protein N-terminal-serine acetyltransferase activity
Source: RefSeq, a predicted model, not a curated record
AACUGCCGGCGAGGUUUGGAACGCACACGUACUUGACGCCUUGUGUUCCAUUUCGCUGCGAUAUGCUGGGGAACCACACAAGUGGGCGUGUUGGCUCAAGUGCGUGAUGAUAUCAUCAAUUAGCCCCUUACUCUAUUCUUCUCCCCCCUCAAGGACCGAACCGAACCGGGAUUGAGAUUCUUACGUCAUCAGAUACGUCAUGGGGAGAAAAUCUGUACGGGCAAAAGAGAAGAAGCAGAAGCGCCAGGAGGAGCGUGCCGCAAUGGCAGCAGUAUGCGCCAAGGUACAAGCAGCCAAUCAGCUCGGUGACCCUCUUGGAGCCUUUCCAGUCUUUAAAAAAUUUGACAGAAAUGGGUUGAAUUUGACCAUAGAGUGCUGCAGAGUUACCGAUUUGGACCAGAAGACCAUAGACUGGGCCUUUGAACUCACAAAGACAAAUAUGCAGCCGCUUUAUGAACAAAGUGAAUGGGGAUGGAAAGAGAGAGAAAAACGAGAGGAACUGACAGACGAACGCGCCUGGUAUCUUAUUGCCAGAGAUGAGCUUGGCAUGCCUGUUGCAUUUGUACACUUCAGAUUUGAUGUGGAAUGUGGAGAUGAAGUGCUUUACUGUUAUGAGGUGCAGUUAGAAGUCCGUGUCCAAAGGAAAGGCGUAGGAAAAUUCUUGGUACAGAUCUUGCAGUUGAUGGCAAAUAGCACACAAAUGAAGAAAGUUGUCCUUACAGUUUUUAAACACAAUCAUGGUGCUUACCAGUUUUUCAGAGAUGCUUUACAGUUUGAGAUAGAUGAGACCUCUCCCAGUGUAUCAGGUUGCUGUGGUGAUGACUGCACAUAUGAGAUUUUGAGUCGCAGAACAAAGUUUGGAGAUGCUCCUCAUUCACAUUCAGCACAGUGUGCUGGCUGCUGCCAUUGAAGUGGUGCAUUAUUACCUGAGGACUGUGGAGGAUCUUAAUGGACAAAACUAUUGUGUUUAUCUAAUGGGUUUUUGUUUCAGUUCUGUUCAUAUUUUUUGUAUUUUAUUUUUUAAUUUUUAUUUUUUUAAGUUGAUGAUGUUAUACAUUCAGCACUAUUGUUGACAUGUGUGUAACUCAUGUCUCUACUAGUCCUUUUAACGUUUAAUAAAUUCUUGUUUG